Parus major (Great Tit) is the source of this 769-nucleotide messenger RNA. Its product is annotated as translation initiation factor IF-2-like. The annotation marks the transcript as partial. Gene Ontology annotation, molecular function: protein tag activity. Gene Ontology annotation, biological process: mRNA splicing, via spliceosome; protein modification process. The transcript has a single exon. Gene Ontology annotation, cellular component: cytoplasm; nucleus. NCBI's taxonomy places the organism in Eukaryota, Metazoa, Chordata, Aves, Passeriformes, Paridae. The record is from RefSeq and is a predicted model, not a curated record.
ACUCACCCCACGGCCGCCCCGCGCCGCCCCCGCGGAUCCGCACAGAGGGGAAACCGGCCGGCCCCGCGCCGCCUGCCCGCGCCUGCCGGGCAGGAACAGAGCGGCGCCGGAGGGGUUUUACAGGCGCACGGAACCAAGUUCCGGUUCCGGCGCGGCUGUGGGGAACCAGGCCGGCCCGGCAGCCAUGAUGGAGCUGGAGCUCAAGGACCCCCGGGAAAGAGAGUCCGGGACACGAAGAAACUGAUCGCAGCGCAGACCGGCACCCGCUGGGACAACAUCGUGCCGGAGAAAUGGUUCACCAUCUUCAAUGCCCACGUCACGCUCGGGGACUAUGAGAUCCACGACGGGAUGAACCUGCAGCUCUGCUACCAAUAGCGGCCCCUCCCAGUACACCCCAGUACACCCCAGUCCCCUCCCGGUACAUCCCAGUACACCCCAGUCCCAUCCCAGUACACCCCAGUCCCAUCCCGGUACACCCCAGUGUCUCCCACCCCCAUUUUUACCCCAUUUCUCCCCCACGGAGCCGCUUUGAGGCUCCGAAUCUGCCCAAUUGUUUACAAAUAGAGGCGAUUUGGGGGCACCCCCCGCCCAAGCGGUGGCAGAUUUCGCGUGCUGUGUCUCUCAAAGCUGGGGUGGAUUGGUUUUUUUCGCGUUUUUUUCUGUGGCCGCCUGUCCCCUGGUGCCUUUGCGGAUUCGCCUCUCGCUCCCAGCCCAUCGCGCCUCCUUCGUGACCGCCUGUUGUAAUAAAUCAGCCGGGACUCCGCUUUUA